CUCGGACCAGAUACAUUGGAUAUAUUGAAAGCCACAGUUUCAUCGAGGCUCAUUCAAGAUAGCACCUGGCAGAAGUUGGAACCUGGAAUUCUACUCAAUAACAUACAUACCCCCUUUCUCACAACGUUGAAACAUAGCCUUCUAUCUACCCUUACCUUUUCGCCUUGCCGGCGUUCACCAGCUCGACUAUACAUUCAACGCAUACUACUAAUUCCUCGCCAGUAAGGAUUGCAUCAUGUCUAGACGGCCUCCCAAUCCGGCUGCUGAAAGGGCGGCCCAAAACUCGCAGACUAUCAAGAGCCUCUUGAAAUUGGAAGCUAACAAGAUAUGCGCCGAUUGCAAACGAAACAAACACCCGCGAUGGGCGAGCUGGAACUUGGGCGUCUUUAUCUGCAUUCGUUGUUCGGGAAUCCACCGAGGAAUGGGAACCCACAUAUCGCGAGUCAAGUCUGUCGACCUAGACUCCUGGACCGACGAGCAACUACAAAGCAUCUUGAGCUGGGGAAAUGCGCGCGCCAACAAAUAUUGGGAAUCUAAAUUGGCAGCUGGUCACGCUCCCUCCGAAGCCAAGAUAGAGAACUUCAUCAGAACUAAAUACGAGUUGAAGAGAUGGGUAAUGGAUGGGCCAAUGCCGGAUCCCGCCAGCUUGGAUGUCGAGGGCGACGACGAUGUUCCGUUAAGCAUUGUAAAGGAGAAGCAGAGCAUAGACAGAAAAGAGUCGAUUCGGAAAAGUUCUGUGGGCCAUCAAGCUGGACCACGAGGCGCGGUCCCUCCACCACCUCAAGCAGACCUUAUCGGCGGCGACGAUAUUCCACCUAGAGCGAGCACUGCCGGGCCAGCUUCGUCGCAAGUUCCUCCCAAGUCAGCUCCAGCACCGCCAAAGGCAGUCAACCCGAAAGACUCGCUUCUGGGCUUGGACUUCUUGGGCGAAACGCCAGCUGCCCCCCCGCGCCCAGCAAGCACAACCAAUGCGGGCGGUCUAGGAGGCCAGUCGAGACCUGAUCUAAAGCAAUCUAUUCUUUCCCUCUAUGCUUCGGCUCCGCGACCUCAGCAGCCGCCUCAGCAGCCGUCGCAUUCCUCUUCUGGGUCAUUUGGAGGGUUUGGAGCGAUGCAAUCACCGCUGCAGUCCCCAACAAUGGGGCAUCAGCCUCAGAAGUCGACCAGCGGAGGACUCAAUGAUGCCUUUGCAGGCUUGAGCUUCGGAAAUGCUUCAGCUCCGAAGAGUCCUAAAACUGAUGCCUUCGCGGGCCUAACGACUAUGUCUAGUAACCGAUCUAGUAACCGGUCUACCCCCCAACCCGCAGGCUCGUCAUUCUCGAGCCUUGGCGGGGGAAGUUUCUUUGACCCGAAGCCCGCUCAGCCGACAUCGCAACAUAACCCUUCGACAAGUACAUCUGAUGCUUUCAGUGCAUUUAGUUCGCCUUCCGCCGUGCCGAAACCAGCACAAUCUUCCUCAGCGGCCUUAGGCGAUCUCUUCGACUGGUCUAGCUCUGCUACUCAACCGGCCGCUGCUCCAGCUGCCAAGCCAAUUCCCUCGCCAACAUCAACAGGCUCCGUCUUUAAUCUUUCCGCAAAUCAACCGAAGCCAGCUCCUGCGCCAGCGCCUGUCGCUAGUACUACUGCUUCUCUGAACACAUCCGCGUUGAAUAAUUCGGAUGUCUGGGGAAAUGCCUGGAGUAACCCUGCCCCGGCUGCAGUCCCGGCUUCGAAGAGCCCGCUAUCUGCUAAAUCCCCGUCGAUCAGUGCCGGUAACGACUUCGGCGCCUGGGGUAGCACCGGAGGAUCUUUCGCUACUCAGAGUAUAGUGCCAGGCGCCUCCGGAGGAUUUACUCCCGCGCCAAAGGUGGCAGCUGAUGAGGAAUUCGGUGGAUGGACGAGCAGUACUGGAACGUCUAACAACAAUGGAUCAAAGGCUGCUGGUGGAUUUGGGAGCGAGGAUUUGUUCUCCAACGUUUGGCAGUGAUAUGCUAAGCCCACGAGGCACAGGCCAAGGAACUUGACCACACUGGAACUUUUGUACAGAAUAGGGGUUGGGUCUAUGAAAAUUGAGUUCCAAGACAUCCAUUAGCCGUGUCUUCUGGCUCUGCCCCAGGUAGUCUUGUCAAAUAAAGAGUCAGCACAUAAGAUCGAACUAGAUAAAUCCAUUGGGCUGUCAAUUGAAAAC
Molecule: messenger RNA, 2164 nt
Organism: Annulohypoxylon truncatum
Lineage: Eukaryota; Fungi; Ascomycota; Sordariomycetes; Xylariales; Hypoxylaceae
Product: ArfGap-domain-containing protein
Exons: 2
Coding region: 236-1963 (575 amino acids)
Biological process (GO): intra-Golgi vesicle-mediated transport; endocytosis; endoplasmic reticulum to Golgi vesicle-mediated transport
Cellular component (GO): Golgi apparatus
Molecular function (GO): metal ion binding; GTPase activator activity
Source: RefSeq, a predicted model, not a curated record